This is a messenger RNA of Sphenostylis stenocarpa, 489 nucleotides long. The record is from the annotation of a GenBank genome assembly. NCBI's taxonomy places the organism in Eukaryota, Viridiplantae, Streptophyta, Magnoliopsida, Fabales, Fabaceae.
AUGGAUUCCCAAUCUCAGGUCCAGAGAAAGCUCACAGUGUCGGUUUUAGCGGAGAGUGACAGUGGCAACGGCAACGGCAACGGAACGGCGUCGUUGGCCAAAGGGCAGUGCCUGUGUUCUCCAACUACGCACGAAGGCUCCUUCAGAGCACGAAUUUUUGUUCCAAGGGACUCCAUGGAUAUCAAAGGUUGGCGCAAUUCCGGCAAGAGAACAAUCCAUUUGGGAAAGUGUCACAAUGGGAUUGAGCAUCUACAGUCGCUAUCAUCCAUUGGAACAACCAAGUUGAGGUGGAAAUUAUUGUGGAUGAAGAUCAAGAAAGAGAAGAAGAAGCUUUUUGAGUCUGCACCAUUUCAGGUCCCUUAUGAUGAACACACUUACUCUCAGAAUUUCGAUCAAGGGACUGCACUUGAUGAACCAGAUAAUCUCUCUAGAUCUUUCUCUGUUCGCUUUGCUGAUCCUUCUAUAGUACUUGUAACAAGAAAACGGUAG